AUGGAUACAUUUUCCGAUGCAUACGAUGAAAAAAUUCGUCCUCUAAUGGACAAAAUAGAUCAAGCUCGAGCCAUUUUAUCAUCGAGUAAUGAUGGGAUUAUUUUUCCGAAUGUAGUCGUAGUUGGUGAUCAAUCAAGUGGGAAAUCAACAUUAUUAGAAGCAUUAUCUUUAGUUGAGCUUCCGAAAGGAUCUGGCAUUGUAACAAGAUGUCCACUUGUAUUACGACUACGAAAAGCAAAUGAACGACGUGUCUACCAUUUACAUAGUGAUCAUCGAAAAACUCAAUUAGAUGAAGCCAAAUUAAAUAUUUUACAUUAUAUUGAAGAAGAAACAAAAAAAUUAGCCGGCAAUAACAAAAAUGUUGUUCACGACUUAAUCGAAUUACAAGUCGAAGAUCCAAAUGUACGUGAUUUAACUGUUGUCGAUUUACCUGGCAUAGCCCGAAAUCCUAUUGCCGAUCAACCAAAAGACAUUCAUAAACAAACAACAACUUUAAUUCAUCAAUUUAUUCGUCAAGAAGGUAGUGUUAUUCUAUGUGUCUUCCCGGCAAAUGUCGACAUCGCUACUGUUGAAUCAUUCACAUUAGCACGUGAAUUCGAUCCUGAAGGUAGUCGAACAAUAGGUGUGAUAACAAAAUCGGAUCUUGCUUCGGAUAAUACUGUCUUAGCACAACAAUUACUGAUGGAAAAACCGGAUGUAUUUCAAUUAAAAUUAGGUUUUAUUGCUGUUCGUAAUCGAAGUACAGAUGAAAGAAUUUCUCUCGAAGAUGCACGACAUCGUGAAAAAGAAUUUUUUCGUGAACAUCUCAUCUCAACUCUGGUCGGAUCGCAUUGUCUGGGUAUUGAUGCAUUAAUAAAUCGCUUAGCUGAUUUAUAUUCCGAUCGUGUUCGUGAAAUUUUUCCAAAAAUGAAACACGACAUACAAAAAAAAUUAAAAGAAGUUCGUGAUCAAUUAGAAAAACUGCCACCAAGUUUAGAAACAGCUUCAGCACGAUUAACAAAAUAUUAUGAAUUAGCUGAAUUUUAUAUUGAUAAAAUUCUCAAACAACGUUUUACAAGUUCCAGUGAUGGUCGACAUCCUAUUAGUUUAAUCAAUAAUUUACAUAUAAAAUUUAAACAAUUUGAAAAUGUUAUUCAUGGACAAAGUCGUGAAUUAUUUACAGACAAAUAUCGUGUGAAAGUACGAGAUGCCAUGUCAGCAUGUUUUGGCGAGCAGCUACCGAAUUUUCUUCCACAUCCUGUAUUAAAACGUUUAAUAGGUGAGAAACUUGAUCAACUUUGGACGGUAGCGACUUUACUUAUCAACGAAUGUUUUCACAAAACAAUGAGUAUUUUGUUAGAAAAUGAUCGUGAGGAAUGUCAUGAUGACAUUUUAUUACUAAAAUUAUUACCGUUAUUUCGUCAUAUUGCUAUUGAUUAUUUGAAUGAUAAGAAACAAGCAAUCAAUGAUCAACUGAAAGAACUUAUUCGAUUAGAAAAACAUGAUCCAUAUACACUGAAUCAUUAUUAUAUGGAUACAAUUACAAAAUUUAAAGAUUAUUUGGCACAAAAACGAGCGGAAAACGGAGUAAAGAAGAGUUCUUCAUCGACGACAGAUUAUGAUGAUAUAUUAAUGUUCGAUUCGGUUUCUAAUGAUGAUCAAGCAGUACAAGAUAUGUUAGUUAGUAUCUAUACCUACUGGAAAUUGUUAACCAAACGUUUUGUUGAUUAUGCAGCAUUAUCUUUACGUGCUGGAUGUGUUUUUGAUGUAUGCAGUGGUACAGGAGAUUGUUUAAGACAAUUACCUAGAAAACAAACUGAUUUUGUUGAUAAUUAUCUGGCUGAAGAUACGUUCAUUCGAAAUAAACGGAACCAAUUACAACAAACAAAAGAACGAUUGGAGAAAGUUUAUGCGAUACUUGGUGGUAGUUUUAUGACUGUAAAUGAUAAUGGCACGUCAAUUAAUAUGGCAUCCAUAGUAUCUGACACAGCAAUGACUUUGGAUAAACUUUCAGAAGAUCUCUCUCGUGCUAGUAUGCAUGAGAGUAUUGGUUCUUCAACGGUUUCACAAAACAAUUCACUUCUCGAGAGAAUCCCAUCGCAGUCGCUUUCAACUAAAACGUUUACACAUCUCAACGGCUACAAGUUUCAACAAACGUUAAUAGAAGAUAGUUUCGAUGGGUGA
This is a messenger RNA of Didymodactylos carnosus, 2163 nucleotides long. Lineage: Eukaryota; Metazoa; Rotifera; Eurotatoria; Philodinida; Philodinidae. The record is from the annotation of a GenBank genome assembly.